UGACCGUAGCGGCUGCCUGUACAGUAAGGACCCAAUAUGGCAGCGGCGGUAGCAGUGGUAACGGCAGCAGGAGGACCGGCCGCCCCAUAGACCGCCCCCCGCGCACCACCCCCGCCGCUUCCUCUGCUUGGGUGCUCCUCCGGCCUGACUUCCCCUUUCUCCCAUCUUUCCCGGCACCGCGGGAAAAACAGCGCAGGGCAGAGCAGGCAGGGAGGGCGGCCGCAGCCCGGACACGGGAGCCUCCCAGUCAGUUCAAGACCCGACAUGAGGGAAAAGGGCCGUAGGAAGAAGGGCAGGACCUGGGCGGAGGCCGCCAAGACGGUCUUAGAAAAAUAUCCCAAUACACCCAUGAGUCAUAAAGAAAUUCUUCAAGUUAUCCAGAGAGAAGGACUAAAAGAAAUCAGAAGUGGAACUUCCCCUCUUGCAUGCCUGAAUGCAAUGCUGCACACAAACUCCCGAGGUGAAGAGGGCAUCUUCUACAAGGUUCCAGGUAGAAUGGGAGUGUAUACUUUGAAGAAAGAUGUGCCGGAUGGGGUGAAAGAGCUAUCAGAAGGUUCAGAAGAAAGCAGUGAUGGUCAGUCAGAUUCCCAGAGUUCUGAGAACAGCAGCAGCAGCAGUGAUGGUGGCAGCAACAAGGAGGGAAAAAAGAGCAGGUGGAAAAGGAAAGUAUCGUCUAGACUGUCACAACCUUCCUCUCCUCAGUCAGGCUGCCCAUCACCCACCAUUCCAGCAGGUAAAGUCAUUUCUCCGUCACAGAAGCACAGCAAGAAGGCACUAAAGCAGGCUCUAAAACAGCAACAGCAGAAGAAACAGCAGCAGCAGCAAUGCAGGCCAAGCAUGUCCAUCUCCUCCAACCAGCACCUCUCUCUGAAGACUGUCAAAGCAGCCAGUGACUCUGUAGCUGCCAAACCUGCAAUAUGGGAAGGAAAGCAAUCUGACGGACAGUCAAGCAGCCCUCAGAACUCAAACUCUAGCUUUUCUUCUUCAGUUAAAGUGGAAAAUCCUUUGCUAGGCCUGGGAAAGAAGUCAUUCCAGAGGUCUGACAGGCUUCACACAAGGCAAAUGAAGAGGACUAAAUGUGCUGAAAUUGAUGUUGAGACACCAGACUCCAUUCUGGUUAAUACAAACCUACGAGCACUAAUCAACAAACACACCUUUUCAGUCCUUCCUGGAGAUUGCCAACAGCGACUGCUUCUACUACUUCCAGAGGUGGAUCGACAGGUUGGUCCAGAUGGUCUGAUGAAGUUAAAUGGCUCAGCCCUUAAUAAUGAAUUCUUCACUUCAGCAGCCCAAGGCUGGAAGGAAAGACUUUCAGAAGGUGAGUUUACACCUGAGAUGCAGGUGAGAAUUCGACAAGAGAUUGAGAAGGAGAAAAAAGUAGAGCCUUGGAAAGAACAAUUCUUUGAAAGCUACUAUGGUCAGAGUUCUGGCCUGAGCCUUGAAGAUUCAAAGAAAUUGACAGCUUCACCCAACGAUCCCAAAGUAAAGAAAACCCCAGCUGAGCAACCAAAAUCCAUGCUUCCUUCAGAGGCCUCUCCUGUCAGUAUAGUCCCAGUAAUUCCCCAGUUAGUGUCUAAAGAAGAAGUACUGCAACUGCCAUCACCAGUCAGAAAAGAAGAGCAUGAAAGCCAAGAUAAGAUGCAGCCAAACUCCAAAUCCCCAGAGCCCCUACUUUCCUCAGCUACCAAUACAAAUGAGCUUAGCAGCGUUCCUCCCAUCAAGUGCCCAAAGGAUGAGGCUCUCUUGGAGCAAAAGCCAGUUGCCUCUGCUGAACAGGAGCCUGAGAAAGAGAAUCAUCUCACUACAACUUCAAAUUAUAACAAAAAUGAAAGCCAAGAAGCUUUAGUUACAUCCCUGAGCAAACCCAAGAGCCCUGGGGUAGCAACAACAGUAGUGAAGCCCAUAGUGGAAGCAGGUCUACAGGAGACCGCUGUGAAAGAGCCUCCGUCAGCUCUGGCUGAUCACAGCCCAGAAAGCCUCAAGAGGAAAUCUUCUGUCACCCAAGAAGAGGCCCCUGCAAACUGGGAGAAAAGACCGCGUGUCACUGAGAAUCGCCAGCACCAGCAGCCAUUUCAAGUCUCCCCACAGCCCUUUCUCAGUAGAGGGGACAGGUUCCAGGUGCGGAAAGUACCACCUCUCAAGAUCCCGGUCUCCAGAAUCUCCCCCAUGCCGUUUCCUACAUCGCAGGUCUCUCCCAGGGCUCGUUUUCCAAUCUCCAUCACUAGUCCUAACAGAACAGGAGCCAGAACUCUCGCAGACAUCAAAGCAAAAGCCCAGCUGGUCAAAGCACAGAGGGCAGCAGCUGCUGCUGCAGCCGCAGCUGCUGCAGCCGCCUCAGUUGGAGGGACCAUUCCAGGACCUGGCCCAGGGGGUGGACAAGGUCCAGGAGAGGGGGCUGAAAGGAGAACUGCUAGAGGAGGGAGUCCAGACUCAAACAGAGUCAGUGAAACUGGAAAGGGCCCCACACUGGAACUGGCAGGAACUGGAAGCAGGGGAGGUACGAGAGAGCUUUUACCCUGUGGUCCAGAGACUCAGCCCCAAUCUGAGACCAAGACCCCAGGCCAGGCACAGUCUCACAGUGUCUCUGGAGCACAACUACAGCAAACCUCCUCAGUGCCUCCACCAUCUGCCAUCAGUGGAGCGUGCUCAAGUGUCCCGUCACCAGCCCACGCUAACACACCCCCACCAGCUUUAGGGAAAGUAAGUAAUGAAAAACUGAAUCCCUCCAGGGCGGCAGCCACGGUGGCCUCUCUUAGCCACCCACAGGGGCCCAGUAAUGGUAGGCAGGAGAAAGCACCUCCUACUCCAGCAGAUCCUGCUCUAAUCGCAGGUGCCUCACCUGUUCAUUUUGCAGUCGAUGGCACAGUUGAGCCCAAAGCAGGUUCUAGUAAGAAUACACCAAACCCUCCAGCCUCGGCAGAGAUAAGUGCUAGUGCUUCAGUGGAUAUGACUCCCUCCCCUUUAACAUCUUUAUUAACAACAGCCUCUUUAGAGAAGCUUCCUGUACCCCAGGUCGUUGUAACCAUAGCACCUACUGGAUCAGCUCCAUCCUCGAGCACUUUGCCAGCAGCUUCUAGCCUUAAGACCCUGGGAGCUUCUUCAAGUAUGAAUGGACCCAUUUCGAGGCCAAGCUCUAAUAUCCCUGCUAAUAAUCCUUUGGUAACUCAGCUGCUGCAAGGCAAAGAUGUUCCCCUGGAGCAAAUUCUGCCUAAACCUCUCACCAAAGUUGAAAUGAAAACUGUUCCACUAACUACAAAAGAGGAAAAGGGGAUGAUGAUAGGAGCACUCGCAGGUACCAGCGUAACAGAAAAUAGCACCAGAGAGGAAGUUAAUGAGAGACAGUCCCAUCCAGCUACACAGCAACUGGGUAAAAGUUUGCAAAGUAAGCAGCUCCCCCAGGUUCCAAGACCCCUUCAGCUCUUUUCAGGUAAGGAUCUAAGGGACGCUAGCAUUGACACACACCAAUACCAAGAAGGACUAAGUAAAGCAACCCAAGAUCAGAUCCUUCAGACACUCAUCCAAAGGGUUCGGAGGCAGAAUGUUCUCUCGUUUGUGCAGCCCUCCCAGUUCAACUUCACUCACUCAGGUUUCCAGUUAGAGGACAUCUCCACAAGCCAGAGGUUUAUGCUGGGUUUUGCUGGCAGAAGGACAUCCAAGCCUGCAAUGGCAGGUCACUACUUACUUAACAUUUCCACCUAUGGCCGGGGUUCAGAGAGCCUUAGGAGGACCCAUUCUGUAAACCCCGAAGACCGAUUUUGUCUAAGUAGCCCCACUGAGGCCUUGAAAAUGGGAUAUACAGAUUGUAAAAAUGCAGCAGAAGAUAGUAGCAGCGGUAAAGAAGAUGAUACUGAUGAGGAAAGUACUGGUGAUGAGCAAGAAUCUGUCAUGGUGAAGGAGGAGCCGCAGGCUUCCCAGAGUUCUGGCAAGUGUGAAGCAAGUUCAGGACCCCACAGUAGAGAAACCCUAUCCACCAGUGACUGUUCAGCUAAAAAGAAUGUGAAGGCAGAGACACCAGUGCCUGAGCAAACCACUUUAAGCAAGGAAAAUUACCUGUUCACUAGAAGCCAAACAUUUGAUGAGAAGACCCUAGCCAGAGAUUUUAUUCAGGCAGCACAGAAGCAGAUGGCUCACGCGGCGAGAGGUAAGACCGUGCGGAGCAGCCCCGAGCUUUUCAAUUCUACUGCUCUUCCUCUACCUGCAGACAGUCCUACCCAUCAGUCUCUACUCCUUCCACCGCUGCAAACCCCAAAGCUGUAUGGAAGCCCCACACAGAUUGGGCCAAGCUACAGAGGCAUGAUCAACGUCUCCACCUCAUCGGACUUGGACCAUAACUCCGCCGUAGCGGGGAUGCCUGACUGUAGCCAGGUACCUAGCAAUGUCGGGGAUGUCAUGUCCUUUUCAGUGACUGUCACGACCAUCCCUGCUGGCCAAGCUAUGAAUCCGAGCAACCACGGCCAGACCAUUCCUGUUCAGGCCUUUCCUGAAGAGAACAGCAUAGAGGACACACCUUCGAAAUGUUACUGCCGAUUGAAAGCCAUGAUCAUGUGCAAGGGGUGUGGAGCCUUCUGCCACGAUGAUUGCAUUGGCCCCUCCAAACUGUGUGUCUCCUGCCUUGUCGUUCGGUAAUGAGACUAGAAGGAGAACACACUGUAAAGGAGGCAGGAAGGGGGAAGGGUUGACAGAUGUGGUUUUUGAGUUCUUUUGGAAUCACAGAAAUAAACUAGGUUUCAGUUGUCUUAAGAGACAAGUGUUACUUAAUCAGGAAUACAGAGUACAGAUCUUACAUUUUAGAGGAAAAGCACCUUGUAUAGUAAGUCCAAGUCAAGCAAGACUUUGUGAACUUGUGACAAGUUUGCACUUACAAAAUCAUGUAAAUAUGUCACAUCUUGUUUUAAGAUUUUUCCAGGUGUUGAGGUAAUAAUGUAUUACUUUGACUUCAGAUUGAUGUUCCACUUCAUGUGACUUUGAAAAGUUUAAUGCCAUGCAUGGUGAAAGGAAGCGAUUUCCCUUCUGCCCUUUCUUAAGAGGCUAGGAAAAGAAAGGAGUGAGGGAAUGGUCUGAAGAAAUGACCAUGUUGAUUAUGUCUUGACUGUCUGACUGCAGGCUUUACAUAGGUUAUUCAGCCUUCGCAGGAGUGGAUUCAGGGUUUACACCGUCCCUUUACCUUAGAUGGAACCUUCUCAAGUUCAAAUUUUUGGUGAUAAGGUAUUAAUUUCACAGGCAGUACUUCAGACUCUGAAAAUUCUGACUUGGUUCUUGGCUUCCAUGAACCAGUACUAUUGCCAGGCACUCUGCUUGCAGUUUGCGGAUCCCUGCUGUUCCCUAAUCCCACUCCCUUGCCCUGAAGCAGGGAGUGUGGUCCAUGAAAAGUUUGCCUCACUGGGCCCCUUGGGUUACCAUCACCUGUGCAGGGCAGUAAUUCCAGCAAUAAUCUCCGAGGAUUUAGUCAUUCGUGGGAGCUUACAAACAAGUUUGAAAUACUAGUAUAAAAUUAACAGAAAAGUGUUAGGGCGAUUUGAACUAUGUGUUUUGUUGGGUAAGCAGAGUAAAGGCGCAGAAACUGUUGAACUGAACGUGAAGAACUUUGGAAAACAAUUUUAACACUAGAAACAAAGUAGCCCCUCUCAUCCUCUUCUCUCCCAACCUGUUACCUAAUGUUCUACAGUCAGCUGUUGCUACAGGUAGAAAAACUCAUUAAUACCACAUUUGCCCAUUCUGUUAAACCUGUUUUGACCUCCCGGGCAUCUGAGGAAUAUGGGAGUAAUCUUAUGUAUUACUCUGAACAUACACGUGUGCGUGCACACACACACACACAGUAAAAGUCAGACAUUUUUCCUGUUUUAGAAAACAUGUCCCCUUUCUUGGACUACUCUCUACGCACUAGAAAUUUCUAAUGUAAAGGGGCUUUAGUGAAAGACUUAGGGAACAUCUAGAAAGGAAAAGAAAUCAGCUGCAAAUUUUUAUUGUUUGUUUUUGUUUAUUCUUUUUUGUUUCCUUUUUGUUGAAUCCUGUCUCUAGUGACUAAAGAAUUUUUGAGUACAUACAUUUGGGUCAUGGUUAAAGAACAUUAAAAUAAAUCUACAGUUUACCAGAAUUCGGUAUUAAAAAGUUGGGGAUUGUCAGUGUGCAUCAUUUGCAUAUUGAUUUCAAAUCUCCUAAUUUCAUGUAUGUAAAGGACAUAUAUUAUUAGUGCAACCUAGUACAGUCAUAGUUGUACUUAAUAUUCAGGAUGUGAUAUAUACAAAAUGCAGAACAGUUUAAAACUCGUUAACUAAGUCACAUUCCAGAUUAGGGGCAAGUAGGCAGUAGUAAUUUUAGCUUUGCACCCAUUCUGCUACCCACCCCUCCCUACCUCACCUCCUGCAUUAUACAUACACUCUUUCAAUACUUUCAAACCCCAUAAGAAACUAUUUACUUCUAUUUUUUAUUUUUUGUUUCUGAGUUUUUUGUGGCCCAAAGCAAAUAUAGGAUUAAUAUCUGUGUUCUCGUUUCAGCCAAGAUAAUUUGAUGUCCUUCUAACUUCCCUUUUUCUUCCAGCACACACAUAGCUAAGAGGUAAGAAAUCUGUCAGGAUCCAGGGAUAAGGAGCAAGUUCUCCAACCAAUAACCAGUAGGAGUCAGAAACCAUGGUUCUGUUCCCAAACUUUCAGUGCCCUGGGUAAUCCCAGGGGGUGUUAAAAAGACCUAUUGCCAGUUAAAACUCUCCAUUCCCAGCUUCCUCACUCCCCACUUGAGUGGCAGGACUGAGGGGUGGUCUGCCUGCCGGAAGUGGUUGACUGUUUCAGAACCGACCCCACGGUGAGCACGAGUUAACCAAUUUGGAUUUUCAAAAUGAUUUUUCUUCUUCACACCUUUCCUAUCAUAGAAAGUCUCUCCUCCAUGGUUCUCUUAAUCUGAGGAUGGACAGACUAACCAGGAAGGGAGGAAAGGCAUCAGGGAUUUUCAAGUCCAUUUAGAGAGCAAACCAUAUCGUGCCUAUUCAUCUUGACCCAGGCUCUUGCAGAUUAGGUCCUAAGCAUUACUAUUCACCAGAUUCUCUUUACAAAUAAUACCCAGCUAAUAAAAUAUUCAGUAAAUCGUCAACUAGGUACAACUGCCUCACUCUUGACUGAAUGAGAGAACAGUUAGAUUCUCUUAGAUUGGUAGAAAAUUGAAUGCAAUCUAUCAGUUGGUUUCAAAACGGUUUCACAUAGAAGGUCAUUCAUUUUAUGUGCUGACUGAGCUGAAAAGAAAAGAAAAAUUACAAUCUGGCCCUUUGGAAAAUGAAGCAGUAGGAACAAGAAAACCUUUAAAUUAUUAGAAUAUGGUAUUCCAGUACCUUUAAAGCAGUUUUUAUCUUAGGUUUUCAGUUACUUUACCUUUCAAUUCAGUCUGAAAUGUUUCUAAUAAGUGCUAAGCUUAUUUUUAUGGUAUUAAGUUGCACUAUUUCCAGUGACUAGUCAGGCAUUAUGCCUGAUGCUUAUGCCUCCAGGGUAUGCUUCUCAAGCCUUCAGAUAACCUUCCACUUCAGGUCACCUUGGGGAGGUGGCAUUAACAAUAUAUCAUCUCAGUCUUACUUGCGAAUGUUCUAAGUUGUCUAGUAGAGAAGACUCCCUAAAUUUUAAAGAAUUUUUAUUAAAAUUCUCCAUCCUAUUAGACAGAAAAUGAAGCCAAAAUAACCUGGAGUUGUUUGCCCUACGUAACCCCUGUGUUGAAGAUACUGAAGCUGUCUGUGGUACCCCAUGUAACAUCUUUAAGAAUAAGGUCUGGCAGAUGGGAAAUUUUUCUUGGGGCAGGGGAAGCAUACUUAUAUGGGCUGGGAAGGCACACAGUGUAGAUAUUUUAGGAGUUAGCACAGAUUUAAAUAAAUAGCCAAAGGAAGACGUCAUUGCCUUCCAGGUGAAGGCAUAAAUUCGUACAUUAAUAAUUGGACCGUUUACCAUCCUAAUUGCUCUUAUUACCUUUCUUCACCUAAGAGUCCUUGAAGAACUCUUGGGUGAAAUUAUUUGUUAUAAUGAGGGGGUCUUCUCUGGUCAUUACAUCACUAUUUGUUUCUAGAGCUCAUUGUCAGUAAGCAGUACCAGGGUUGUUUUCUCUGUGACCUAGAGAUUUCACAGCAAGGAGAGAAAAGUCUCCCCGUUGCAUUACAACAGUGUGCUAAGUAAAAAAACUUGGCCAAGGGUAGUUUGCAGCUCAAUUUAUAGAAUAGUCCAAAGAGACUCCGAGAAACAUGAUGAUAGGCAGGGAUCUUUCCUACCGUGUUUCAAUACCUACAUAACCUAUUGAAAGAGAACAAUAGGUAAAACAGUUCCUAAAGUUGGAAGUAAGACCUUCAUAGAUUCUUGGUUACUUAUUUUUUUUAAUGCUUUACAUUUGAUACAACUAUUAAAGAUCAAUUUUAAAAAUAGCUUUCCAGUAAUAUAUUUUAAGUAAUAUAUAUUUUAAUAUCUAUGUAAAAAGUGACAGUGGGAGACUUUGAAUUUCUCAUAUAAGGUAUGUUUAAUGUAGGGCCUCACUGUUAAGGCACAAAUUAUUUCAAAGGAAGUUACUCUAAAGACACUCAGAUUAUUUCCAAAAAAAUGCAAUAAGGGGAAGAGUUUUGGAGUUUAUUUUUUAUUUUAAUAGAAAAUUGACUUAUUUACCACAAGCUAUUUUUUUUUCCUUCUGGCUAAAAGGUUUGUACAGACUGGUUUGGUAAAUGCUAAACUUUUGUGUCUUUUGCCUUUUUAAAGGAAUUGUUAACAUUGGAAUUGAGGGUAUGUACAGAGAAGUUGGUGUCAACACCAUUUAAAAAGUCAUAUUUUUUCACAAAUAUAGAAAAAUCAUUUUACAUAAGAAUUUUAAGUAUUUGCAAUAAAUAUAUGUAUAUAGAUUGUAUGUAUUCAUAUAUUCUUAUUUUUCAUUUUAUUAUUAAGUAAAAGAUAAUUAAAGUGGAAAUAAAAACCUUGGAGUUUUCGGUGCAUCUUGAGGUCUGACAUACAUGUGAAAGUGGUGUGGGUAAGGGCCCUCAGUUGUUGCCUUAUACUGCUAUUGGAAGAUUACCAACAGAUUGCAUAGAAAAUAGUAAAAUGAGGAAUUUGGUGAUAAAUCAGGGUAGCGUAUUUCUUUCAAAACUCUAGUAAAAAUAUUAAAUUCUCCUAAUAUGUCUGUCUCUGUGCUUUCACCCUUGAACUGUUCUCUCUCCUAACCACCUAAUGUUACUGGGAAAGUAAAAACAAAACACAGUGCAUUGUUUUUUAAUGUGCCCAUUGUUUGCUUCUAAGACAAAGAAUGGCAAGAAAAUAUCUUGGGGUGGUGGGGGCUGGAAUAGGUUUUCCUUUCUCCACAGUGGUUAAUAAUUCAUUAGCAAACAUUCACUUCCACCACCUUCCAGGCUGUAGGGUUUAUGUGAAGAAAUAAUAUUGUGAAGACAAUAGAAAACUUUUUUUCUGUUUCCCUUCUUUGAGAAGUGAGUUUUGUAGCCAGUUUUAUGUCCUUCCCAAUUGAUCUGGAGAUAGAAGGGCUAAGAGAACUUGAAUGUUGAUCUCCCUGAUGUCAGGAAGGGUGUUUAUGGAAAUGAGGACUGAGCCAAACAUUAGGAGAGGUUAACCAUACCUAGAGAUAAUCGAGUCCUGCUGUCCAAGAGAAGUCAUUUUGUGAUUGUAAAUAUUUAGUUUUAGGAUAUGAUUGAGGAAGCAAAAGGAUACCUAGAUAGUCUUUGGGAAUAAAGGCGUAUAGUCUGUUCUUUAAAAAUGAAUAAUAUAUAGCUUUAUUGGUGACCUGAAAGGAAAUAAGGUCAGAGUUUGAAGAAUAUCUUAAUGACCCAUGAAACACUUUUAAUUGUAGUUCACUAGUUCUCCCCAUAAUUCCUCAAUUGUGGUUAUUUUAACUGAUAAAAACAGCAAUUUUUGGAAAUUAGUAAGGAUACUUAAGAAGAAUGCUUCCCCCACCCCCACCCCGUAAGGCCACGCUCUGUGGCAUGCAGGAUCUUAGUUCCCCAUCCAGGAAGAGAACCCGUGCCCCCUGCAUUGGGAGCACAGAGUC
Balaenoptera musculus (blue whale) is the source of this 10002-nucleotide messenger RNA. RefSeq names its product ASXL transcriptional regulator 2 (gene ASXL2). Gene Ontology annotation, biological process: positive regulation of transcription by RNA polymerase II; animal organ morphogenesis. The transcript has 13 exons. Gene Ontology annotation, cellular component: PR-DUB complex. Gene Ontology annotation, molecular function: peroxisome proliferator activated receptor binding; chromatin binding; DNA binding. NCBI's taxonomy places the organism in Eukaryota, Metazoa, Chordata, Mammalia, Artiodactyla, Balaenopteridae. The coding region runs from base 265 to 4626 and encodes 1453 amino acids. The record is from RefSeq and is a predicted model, not a curated record.